GUUCGCCCUGCCCACCACGUGCCGUGACGUCACCGCCGUCGUAGGAAGUCGCUGCUGCUGCUGCCGCCGCCGCUGACUCCACGCGCUCGGAGUGGGGGGGGGCUCCACCAGCCAUGGGGGGCGUCCGACUCGAGAUCUUCCGCGUAUCACAAAUGAUAGCUCAACGAAGUGGAAAUUUAUAGCAGCCAAAUGCUGUGGAGGGAAAAUCUGGAGGACCCGGAAGAAAUUCCACGCGACUACGGGGAGAGAGACACCUUAAACUCCAGAUAUACAGCAGGCGUCAAGAUGAUGCUGUACCUGUCCUUCCCCGUCGCCAUGUUCUGGGUGUCCAACCAGGCCGAGUACUUUGAGGAGUACGUGGUGAAGAGAAAGAAAGAAAUAUUCCCGGCGAACGAGUCCAAGCAGAGGCAGGAGCUGGAGAGAUUCAAGAAGUUCAUCCAGAUGAAGCAAGCGAAGAAGCACGAAUGAGCUCUCUCGCGGGAUCCCGUUCCCCACGGACUCCUCGGGAUCGCCCGCCGUGUGAUUUUCGCUCCCCUGCGUGACGAUCUCGAUGGAAAUGUAUCUCUCUCCCAUUCGGGCCUUCUCUCUGCAGGCCUCUUACGGGCGUCAUCACGCGCGGUGGCCUCAUUCGCCUUAGUAGGGCGACGUGGCCCCUCACGGGGUAGAUGUUGAGGUUUCCCACAGCCUGACAAGUCACGUCGCUCCUGUGUACGGGAUCGUUGUACCGUCUCGCUCCCGUGUCGACGGCUGCUGUUGCUACGGUCGCCCUCGUCGCUCGCCGAUCUCCGUGGACCACAGACGCGCAACAAGCUAGGGGAGGAGAUGUAACGCGACGGGAAAAGUUUCCGGUGAAACCGCCGCACUGCGGCCGUGGCUGCUGCCGUGACUACACGGUCCUACGCCAAGCGGUUUUGGUGCCGAGUCAACAAUCGGUAAUCGUCACACAUCUGCGCUCACCGGAAAGAAAAAACAACUUUUCUCGCCGUCGUGUUACGUUACCGCGGCUGCUAAUCUGCCCUUUGUGGUCUACGCAGAGCAGCUGCGCUGGGCGACUCGAGCGACGGCUGGCGAGGGGAGGUUACUUAACGGGAGCGGCCUCUCGUCGCGACGAUCGUCGUCGUAGUUUUUAUUGCGCUGGGCAGCGGCUCGCACGGGUGAGACACGGAUCUCCUCCGUCGGUUGUGGGCUAACGGAGGUGAUGGGAGGGGAGGGAGGUGGGGGGGGGGUAGCAAAGCACACGUCGGAUGACCUUCAUCGCCACCCCGACUGGCAGGCCGGGUACUCAAGUCGCCUUGUGCCGCCGCUGAAGUCGGCCUAUCCAGAGCGCGUCGAGAUGUGAAGUGUCGUGAUCCCAGACGCCCUGGCGGAGGGGAAGGGCGCUCCGUCGUUUUUCGCUCGCGUACCCGAACAUCGCUCUGCCGUCGGGCGAACGUCGCCGCGUUGGGUCGCGUCCGCUCGCUGGUGUCCACCCAAACCUCGCUUCACCACUUGCUUGUACUCGCUGCUGUGACGACAUUGAUGACGACGAUGAUGAUGACGACGAUGAUGACGACGAUGAUGAUGAUGAUGAUGACGAUGAUGACGAUGAUGACGAUGAUGAUAACGAUGAUGAUGACGAUGAUGACGACGAUGAUGACGACGAUGAUGACGAUGACGACGACAAUGACGAUGAUGAUGUGUGCCCGCUAUAUAAAGUGCCGUUUGCCCUCUU
Lethenteron reissneri (Far Eastern brook lamprey) is the source of this 1711-nucleotide messenger RNA. RefSeq names its product protein PET100 homolog, mitochondrial. Gene Ontology annotation, cellular component: mitochondrial inner membrane; mitochondrion. Gene Ontology annotation, biological process: mitochondrial respiratory chain complex IV assembly. Lineage: Eukaryota; Metazoa; Chordata; Hyperoartia; Petromyzontiformes; Petromyzontidae. The record is from RefSeq and is a predicted model, not a curated record.